Urocitellus parryii (Arctic ground squirrel) is the source of this 15649-nucleotide messenger RNA. It is a transcript of the gene Dnah17, whose product is annotated as dynein axonemal heavy chain 17. Gene Ontology annotation, biological process: microtubule-based movement. The record is from RefSeq and is a predicted model, not a curated record. Lineage: Eukaryota; Metazoa; Chordata; Mammalia; Rodentia; Sciuridae. Gene Ontology annotation, molecular function: dynein light intermediate chain binding; minus-end-directed microtubule motor activity; ATP binding. Gene Ontology annotation, cellular component: dynein complex.
AUGACCAUUACACCCGACGUCAGAUUCGAGUACUUGGAGGAAAUCGCCUCCCUCAUCCUCAAGUGCAAGCCCGACAAGUGGAGCAAGCUGAUGGGAGCCGAGGAGAACUUGGCCUUGUUCACAGAGUUCUUUGAAAAGCCAGAAGUCACYGUGCUGGUGUUGACGCUCAAUGCCACCGGCAUGAUCGUCCCUUGCCUGGGCUUCCCAGAGUCCCUCAAGACCAAGGGGCUUUACUUUAUCAAGACGAAGUCAGAGAGCAUCAACAAGCUCAACUACAAGACGAACCUGCUCUAUGGGGACAUAAGCCCUCUGCCCGUGGACCAGCUGAUCGCCGUGGUGGAAGAGGUCCUCUACUCUCUGCUCAACCAGAGCGAGAACAUGGAAGGCUGGCCCCGGGUGGUCUCGGAAGACAUCGUGAAGCAAGUCCACAAGCUCAAGAACGAGAUGUUUGUGAUGGGCGGCAAGAUCAAAGGGAAGACCCUGCUGCCCAUCCCAGAGAACCUGGAGAACCUGGACGGCGCUCUGGAGUCCAUGGARAGGAUCCUCUCCUCCCCGGACAACUCCCUCCUGCAYGCCAUUGAAACCAUUAUCAUCGACUGGUCCCACCAGAUCCGGGACGUGCUGAGCAAGGACUCGGCCCAGGCCCUCCUGGACGGGCUGAACCCCCUGCCCCAGGUUGAGUUCCAGUUCUGGGACGCCCGGCUGAUGAACCUCAAGUGCAUCCACGAGCAGCUCAACAGGCCCAAAGUGAACAAAAUAGUGGAGAUCCUGGAGAAAGCCCAAAGCUGCUACUGGCCGGCCCUGCAAAACGUCUACAUGAACGUCACCGAAGGGCUGAAGGAAGCCAACGACAUCGUUCUCUACCUGAAGCCCCUGCGGAUCUCGCUGGAGGAGAUGGAACAGGCCGACUUCUCGGUGCUCCCGAACUUCAUUGCCAAGGUGCUGGACACCAUCGCCUUCAUCUGGGCCACCUCGGAGCACUACAACACGCCCUCCAGGGUCAUCGUCAUCCUGCGGGAGUUGUGCAACCAGAUCAUUGAGAUGACGCGGACCUUCCUGAGCCCCGAGGAGGUCCUAAAGGGCUUGCAGGGCGAGAUCGAGGAGGUSCUGAGUGGCAUCUCGCUGUCGGUGCACGUCCUGAAGCGGGUCUUCCAGGCCUACGACUUCUGCUKCUCCAACAUGAAGCUCUUCUUCAAGAACAAGGACCCCGUGCCCUGGGAGUUCCCAUCUUCCCUCGCCUUCUCCAGAAUGAACUCUUUCUUCCACCGCAUCCAGACCAUCGAGGAUCUCUACAAAACUGCCAUCGAGUUUCUGAAGCUGGAGAAGAUCGAGCUCGGGGGCGUGCGGGGCAACAUCCUGGGGGGCAUGGUGACUCAGAUUUACGACGAGGUCUUUGAGCUGGUGAAGGUUUUUGCCGAGUGCAAAUACGAUCCCUUGGACCCUGGAGACUCAAGUUUUGACAAUGAUUACGCCGACUUUGAGACGAAAAUCCAAGAUCUGGACAGGAGGCUGGCCACGAUCUUCUGCCAAGCGUUUGACGACUGCAGCUCCAUUGAGUCCUCUGCGAAGCUCCUGUACAUGUGCGGCAGUCUCCUGGAGCGGCCCCUGAUCCUGGCCGAGGUGGUGCCCAGGUACUCCACCAUGCUGGAGAUGUUUGAUACCGAGCUGGACAAUGCCAAGCUCUUGUACGAUGCCCAGAUGGCAGCGUCUGCAGAGGGCAACAUCCCGCCCAUCCACAAGAACAUGCCCUCCGUGGCCGGGCAGCUCAAGUGGAGCCUGGGGCUGCAGGAGAGGCUGGAGGUGUCCAUGAAGCACCUGAAGCACAUCGACCACCCGGUCAUGUCCAGCAUGGAGACCAAGAUGAUCUACCAGAAAUACGACGAGAUGUUGGAGCUGCUGCGCAGCUACCGCGAGAAGGUGUACAAGCAGUGGGUGGACAAGGUGGACGAGGACUGCCACUUCAACCUGGGCCAGCCGCUCAUCCAGCGACACACCACCACCGGCCUGCUCCAAGUCAACUUCAGCAAGGCGUUGGUGGCCGUCCUGAGAGAAGUCAAGUAUUUGAAUUUCCAGCAGCAAAAAGAGAUUCCAGGCAGCGCAGAGCACCUCUUCUCUGAAAACGAGACCUUCCGGAAGUUCGUGGGGAACCUGGAGCUCAUCGUGGGCUGGUACAAUGAGAUCAAGGCGACGGUGAUGGACGUGGAGUACCCGCUCAUCAAGUCAGAGCUGGAAGCCAUCGACGACAGGCUGUCCAGCGCUGAGACCACGCUGUUCUGGAACAGCCAAGACGUGUUCCAGUACAUCCAAGAGAUGCGGGAGGUUCUCCACGACCUGCAGAACAGGAUGCAGAGGGCGAAGCAGAACAUUGAAGGGAUUUCCCAGGCCAUGAAGGACUGGUCGGCCAACCCCCUGUUUGAGAGAAAGGACAACAAGAAAGAGGCUCUGCUGGACCUGGACGGGAGGACGGUCAACCUGAACAAGCGCUACACGGCCGUCAAGGAGGCCGGCGCCAAGAUCCAAGCCAUGGUCACGGAAAACACAGAGCUGUUCAGAGCAGACACAUCAAGCCAGCCCUGGAAGGACUACGUCUCCUACAUCGACACCAAGGUCCUGAAGGAAUUCGAGUUCUUCAUCCGCAAGUCUCUCAAUUACCUGAUGGACAACAUGGCCUUGGAUGAGAGUGUGGCGCCCCUGUUUGAGAUCCACAUGGAGCUGAACGAUGAAGGGCUGACCUUCAACCCGUCGCUGGAGGUGGGCUCUGAGCGUGGCUUCCUGGCCCUCAUCGAGGGCCUGGUCAAUGACAUCUACAACGUGGCCAGACUCAUCCCCCGGCUGGCCAAGGGCAAGGUGAACUACAAGACGGAACUGGAAGACCAGACGGACCUCAUCGAGAUGCGGGAGGAGCUGUCCGGGCUGGUCAUCAACGCCAUGAAGGAGGCGGAGGAGUACCAGGACUCCAUGGAGCGGUACUCCUACCUCUGGACGGACGACCUGCAGGAGUUCAUGCGGAACUUCCUCAUCUUCGGGCGCGUGCCCACGGCGGAGGAGCUGGACACUCGGACAGACAUCACCAUGCCCAAGACGACGCCGGCCCUCAAGCAGUUCCAGGAGCAGAUCGACUCGUACGAGAAGCUGUACGAGGAGGUGUCCAGGUGCGAGAGCGCCAAGGUGUUCCACGGCUGGCUGCAGUGCGACUGCCGCCCCUUCAAACAGGCCCUGCUCAACACCAUCAAGCGCUGGAGCCUCAUGUUCAAGCGGUACCUGAGCGACUAUGUCAUCAACAGCCUCACGGACCUGGAAGCCUUCAUGAAGUUGUCCCAGUCGGGCCUGAAGAAGCCGCUCAAGGAGGGAGACUACGAUGGGCUGGUGGAGGUGAUGGGGCACCUGAUGAAGGUCAAGGAGAGGCAGGCGGCCACCGACGGCAUGUUCGAGCCCCUGAAGCAGACCAUCGAGCUGCUCAGGACCUACGGGGAGGAGCUGCCCGAGGAGGCCCACCUGAAGCUGCAGGAGCUGCCCGAGCAGUGGGCCAACACCAAGAAGCUGGCCAUCCAGGUGAAGCAGAACGUGGCCCCCCUGCAGGCCAACGAGGUCAGCAUCCUGCGGCGCAAGUGCCAGCAAUUCGAGAUCAAGCAGCAGGAGUUCAGGGAGAAGUUCCGCAGAGAGGCCCCCUUCUCCUUCAGCAGCCCCGAGCCCUACAAGGCCCUCAACAAGCAACAAAAGAGCAUCGCGGCCAUGGAGGACAUCAUGGAGGCGCUGUGCAAAUCCGGGAGUCUGUUUGAGGUCACUGUCCCUGACUACAAGCCACUCAAAGCCUGCCACAAGGAGGUCCGCCUGCUGAAGGAGCUCUGGGACAUGAUCGUCAUGGUGAGCACCUGCCUGGACGACUGGAAGACCACCAAGUGGAAAGACAUCAACGUGGAGCAGAUGGACAUCGACUGCAAGAAGUUUGCCAAGGACAUCAGGUCUCUGGACAAGGAGAUGAAAACCUGGGAUGCCUUCGUGGGGCUGGACAACACCGUGAAAAACACCAUCACCUCCCUGCGCGCCGUGAGCGAGCUACAGAACCCCGCCAUCCGAGACCGCCACUGGCAGCAGCUCAUGCAGGCCACCCAGGUGAAGUUCGAGAUGUCGGAAGAGACGACCCUGGCCGACCUCCUGCAGCUGAACCUGCACAAUUAUGAGGACGAGGUCCGCAACAUCGUGGACAAGGCCGUGAAGGAGUCCGGCAUGGAGAAGGUGCUGAGAGCCCUGGACAGCACGUGGACCACCAUGGAAUUCGAGCACGAGCCGCACCCGCGCACGGGCACCAUGAUGCUCAAGGCGGACGAGGUGCUGGUGGAGACGCUGGAGGACAACCAGGUGCAGCUGCAGAACCUGAUGAUGUCCAAGUACCUGUCGCACUUCCUCAAGGAGGUGACCAGCUGGCAGCAGAAGCUGUCCACGGCAGACUCGGUCAUCUCCAUCUGGUUUGAGGUCCAAAGGACCUGGAGCCACCUGGAGAGCAUCUUCAUAGGCUCGGAAGACAUCCGGGCCCAGCUCCCAGAGGACUCCCAGCGCUUUGACAACAUCGACAAGGAAUUCAAGGCCUUGAUGGAGGACGCCGUGAAGACUCCCAACGUGGUGGAAGCCACCAACAAGCCAGGUCUCUACGAGAAACUCGAGGCACUGAAGAAGAGCUUGGCCAUGUGUGAGAAGGCGUUGGCAGAGUACCUGGAGACCAAAAGGCUGGCUUUCCCGCGGUUCUACUUUGUCUCCUCGGCCGACCUGCUGGACAUCCUCUCCAACGGCAACGACCCCGUGGAGGUGAGCCGCCACCUGUCCAAGCUCUUCGACAGCCUGUGUAAGCUCAAGUUCCGACUGGGUGCUGACGAGAAGCCCCUGAAGGUGGGCCUGGGGAUGUACAGCAAGGAGGACGAGUAUGUGGACUUUGACCAUGAGUGUGACCUCUCCGGGCAGGUGGAGGUCUGGCUCAAUCGAGUGCUGGACAGAAUGUGUGCCACCCUUCGACACGAAAUUCCAGAAGCCGUGGUGACCUACGAGGAGAAGCCGAGGGAGCAGUGGAUCUUCGAUUACCCGGCCCAGAUUGCGCUGACCUGCACCCAGAUCUGGUGGACCACCGAGGUGGGCCUGGCGUUCUCGCGGCUGGAGGAGGGCUAUGAAAACGCCAUCAAAGACUACAACAAGAAGCAGAUCAGCCAGCUGAACGCGCUCAUCACRCUGCUCAUCGGGAGCCUCAGCGCCGGCGACAGGAUGAAGAUCAUGACCAUCUGCACCAUCGACGUGCACGCCMGGGACGUGGUGGCCAAGAUGAUCGUCGCCAAGGUGGAGAGCUCCCAGGCCUUCACGUGGCAGUCGCAGCUCCGCCACCGCUGGGAUGAGGAGAAGAAACACUGCUUCGCCAACAUCUGCGACGCCCAGAUCCAGUAUUCCUACGAGUACCUGGGCAACACGCCGCGGCUGGUCAUCACCCCCCUCACAGACAGGUGCUACAUCACGCUGACCCAGUCUCUGCAUCUGAUCAUGGGCGGAGCCCCCGCGGGCCCUGCAGGCACCGGCAAGACAGAAACGACCAAGGACCUGGGCCGAGCGCUGGGCACCAUGGUGUACGUCUUCAACUGCUCCGAGCAGAUGGACUACAAGUCCUGUGGCAACAUCUACAAGGGCCUGGCCCAGACMGGAGCCUGGGGCUGCUUCGAUGAGUUCAACCGGAUCUCGGUGGAAGUCCUGUCCGUGAUCGCGGUGCAGGUAAAAUGUGUCCAGGAUGCAAUUCGGGCCAAGAAAAAGACGUUUAACUUCCUGGGAGAGAUGAUAAGAUUGAUCCCCUCGGUCGGCAUCUUCAUCACYAUGAACCCCGGGUACGCRGGACGCACAGAGCUGCCCGAGAACCUGAAGGCCCUGUUCAGGCCCUGCGCCAUGGUGGUCCCCGACUUUGAGCUCAUCUGUGAGAUCAUGCUGGUGGCCGAGGGCUUCCUGGAGGCCCGCCUGCUGGCCAGGAAGUUCAUCACACUCUACACCCUGUGCAAAGAGCUGCUCUCCAAGCAGGAUCACUACGACUGGGGCUUGCGGGCCAUCAAGUCCGUGCUGGUGGUGGCCGGCUCCCUGAAGAGGGGGGACCCUGCCCGAGCAGAAGACCAGGUGCUCAUGAGGGCGCUGCGGGACUUCAACAUCCCCAAGAUCGUGACCGACGACCUUCCCGUGUUCAUGGGGCUGAUCGGGGACCUCUUCCCGGCUCUGGACGUGCCUCGGAAGCGAGACCUGAACUUUGAGAAGAUCAUCAAGCAGAGUGUGGUGGAGCUCCGGCUGCAGGCCGAGGACAGCUUYGUGCUGAAGGUGGUGCAGCUGGAGGAGCUGCUGCAAGUCCGGCACUCGGUGUUCGUCAUYGGGAACGCGGGCAGCGGCAAGUCCCAGGUCCUCAAGUCCCUCAACAAAACCUACCAGAACAUGAAGAGGAAGCCGGUGGCUGUGGACCUGGACCCCAAGGCCGUCACCUGUGACGAGCUCUUUGGCAUCAUCAACCCAGCGACCAGGGAAUGGAAAGACGGCCUGUUCUCCACCGUCAUGCGGGACCUAGCCAACAUCACUCAUGACGGCCCCAAGUGGAUCGUCCUGGAUGGGGACAUCGACCCCAUGUGGAUCGAGUCUCUCAACACGGUCAUGGAUGACAACAAGGUCCUCACCCUGGCCAGCAACGAGCGAAUCCCCUUGAACCGCACCAUGAGGCUGGUGUUUGAGAUCAGCCACCUGAGGACCGCCACCCCGGCCACCGUCUCCAGAGCCGGCAUCCUCUACAUCAACCCCACGGACCUGGGCUGGAACCCGGUGGUGAGCAGCUGGAUCGAGAGGCGCCGGGUGCAGUCGGAGAAGGCCAACCUGACCAUCCUCUUCGACAAGUACCUGCCCACGUGCCUGGACAAGCUGCGCUUUGGCUUCAAGAGGAUCACGCCGGUGCCCGAGAUCACCAUCAUCCAGACGAUCCUCUACCUGCUGGAGUGCCUGCUCACCGAGAAGAACGCGCCGCCCGACUCCCCCAAGGAGCUCUACGAGCUGUACUUCGUCUUCGCCUGCUUCUGGGCCUUCGGGGGGGCCAUGUUCCAGGACCAGCUUAUAGAUUACCGACUCGAGUUCAGCAAGUGGUGGAUCAAUGAGUUUAAAACCAUCAAGUUACCCUCUCAGGGAACAAUUUUUGACUACUACAUUGAUCCUGAUACUAAAAAGUUCCUGCCGUGGACAGACAAAGUGCCUGCCUUUGAGCUGGAUCCCGACAUCCCGCUGCAGGCCUCUCUGGUCCACACCACGGAAACCAUCCGCAUCCGCUACUUCUUGGACCUGCUCAUGGAGAAGUCCUGGCCCGUGAUGCUGGUGGGGAACGCGGGCACAGGGAAGUCGGUGCUGAUGGGCGACAAGCUGGAGAGGCUGAGCACAGACGAGUACCUGGUGCAGUCGGUGCCCUUCAACUUCUACACCACCUCYGCCAUGCUGCAGGGUGUGCUCGAGAAGCCGCUGGAGAAGAAAUCGGGGAGGAACUAUGGGCCACCAGGCACCAAGAAGCUGAUCUACUUCAUYGACGACAUGAACAUGCCUGAGGUGGACAAGUAUGGGACAGUGGCCCCGCACACCCUCAUCCGGCAGCACAUGGACCACGGGCAUUGGUACGACAGGCAGAAGCUGACCCUGAAGGAUGUYCAUAACUGUCAGUACGUGGCUUGCAUGAACCCCACCGCUGGAUCCUUCACCAUUGACCCAAGACUGCAGCGCCACUUCUGCGUGUUCGCCGUGAGCUUCCCUGGCCARGACGCCCUCAUGACCAUCUACAGCACAAUCCUGAUGCAGCACCUGUCCUACCGCUCGGCCUCCAUGGUGGUCCAGAGGAUGAGCGGCCAGCUGGUGGCUGCAGCCCUGGCCUUGCAUCAGAAAGUGACCUCGACGUUUCUUCCCACGGCCAUCAAGUUCCAUUAUGUCUUCAACCUCAGGGACCUCUCCAACAUCUUCCAGGGACUCUUGUUCUCCACAGCAGAGAUCCUGAAGGUCCCCCUGGACCUUGUCCGCCUUUGGCUGCAUGAGGCUGAGCGAGUGUAUGGGGACAAAAUGGUGGACGAGAAAGACCAGGAAACGCUGCACAGGGUCACGGUGGCCUCCACCAAGAAGUUCUUUGAUGAACUCGGUGAGGAGCACAUGUUUGCCAAACCCAAUAUCUUCUGCCACUUUGUCCAAGGGAUUGGUGACCCCAAGUACUUCAACGUGACCGACGUGGCUCAGCUGAACAAGCUGCUGGUGGACGUCCUGGACAGCUACAACGAAGUCAACGCCGUCAUGAACUUGGUGCUGUUUGAAGACGCCGUGGCGCACGUCUGCAAGAUCAACCGCAUCCUGGAGUCGCCCCGCGGCAACGCGCUGCUGGUGGGGGUGGGCGGCAGCGGGAAGCAGAGCCUCUCRCGCUUGGCAGCCUACAUCAGCGCCCUGGACGUGUUCCAGAUCACCCUCAAGAAGGGCUAUGGCAUCCCGGACCUCAAGAUGGACCUGGCCGCCCAGUGCAUAAAGGCUGCUGUGAAGAACGUGCCCUCCGUGUUCCUGAUGACGGACUCCCAGGUGGCCGAGGAGCAGUUCCUGGUGCUGAUCAACGACCUGCUGGCCUCCGGGGAGGUCCCCGGGCUGUUUGCGGACGAUGAAGUGGAGAACAUCAUCUCCUCCAUGCGACCGCAAGUGAAGUCCCUGGGCGCGAUGGACACRCGGGAGGCGUGCUGGAAGUUCUUCAUUGAGAAAGUGCGCAAGCAGCUCAAGGUGAUCCUGUGCUUCUCCCCCGUGGGCUCCAUCCUGCGUAUUCGAGCAAGAAAAUUCCCUGCCGUGGUCAACUGCACGGCCAUCAACUGGUUCCACGAGUGGCCGGAGGAUGCCCUGGUGUCCGUCAGCGCUCGCUUCCUGGAGGAAACGGAGGGCAUUUCGCGGGAGGUGAAGACCUCCAUCAGCCUCUUCAUGUCCUACGUGCACACCACGGUCAACGAGAUGUCCAAGGUGUACCUGGCGACCGAGAGGCGCUACAACUACACCACGCCCAAAACCUUCCUGGAGCAGAUCAAACUCUACCAGAACCUGCUGGCCAGGAAGAGGCUGGAGCUGGUGGCCAAGAUCGAGCGGCUGGAGAACGGCCUCAUGAAGCUGCAGAGCACAGCCUCCCAGGUGGAUGACUUGAAGGCCACGCUGGCGAUUCAGGAGGCUGAGCUCAAGCUGAAGAACGAGAACGCAGACAAGCUGAUCCAGGUGGUCGGCGUGGAGACGGAGAAGGUCAGCAAAGAGAAAGCCAUCGCCGACGAGGAGGAGGUCAAGGUGGAGAUCAUCAACAAGAAUGUCACCGAGAAACAGAAGGCUUGUGAGACGGACCUGGCGAAGGCAGAGCCAGCCCUGCUGGCCGCACAGGAGGCCCUGGACACUCUGAACAAGAACAACCUGACAGAGCUGAAGUCCUUUGGGUCCCCCCCGGACGCUGUGGUCAACGUCACGGCUGCCGUCAUGAUUCUGACCGCCCCCGGAGGCAAGAUCCCCAAGGACAAGAGCUGGAAGGCAGCGAAGAUCAUGAUGGGCAAAGUGGACACGUUCCUGGACUCCCUCAAGAAGUUCGACAAGGAGCACAUCCCCGAGGCCUGCCUGAAGGCGUUCAAGCCCUACCAAGGCAACCCCACCUUCGACCCCGAGUUCAUCCGCUCCAAGUCCACGGCGGCCGCGGGCCUGUGCUCCUGGUGCAUCAACAUCGUGCGCUUCUACGAGGUCUACUGCGACGUGGCGCCCAAGAGGCAGGCCCUGGAGGAGGCCAACGCGGAGCUGGCCGAGGCRCAGGAUAAGCUGAGCCGGAUCAAAAACAAGAUCGCGGAACUCAAUGCCAACUUGAGCAACCUGACGUCAGCCUUCGAGAAAGCAACUGCGGAGAAAAUCCAGUGUCAGCAGGAGGCUGACGCCACCAACAGAGUGAUCUCACUGGCUAACAGGCUGGUCGGUGGAUUAGCGUCUGAAAAUGUCCGCUGGGCUGAGUCAGUGGAGAACUUCAAGAGCCAAGGGAUCACCCUGUGUGGGGACGUCCUGCUGAUCUCUGCCUUCGUCUCCUACGUGGGCUACUUCACCAAGAAAUACCGAAAUGAGCUGAUGGAGAAGUUUUGGAUCCCUUUUAUAAACAGUUUGAAGGUCCCCAUCCCGAUCACGGAAAGCCUGGACCCCCUGAGUCUGCUGACAGAUGACGCAGAUGUGGCCACCUGGAACAACCAGGGCCUUCCCAGCGACCGCAUGUCCACCGAGAAUGCCACCAUCCUGUGCAACACGGAGCGCUGGCCCCUGAUUGUGGACGCCCAGCUUCAAGGGAUCAAGUGGAUCAAGACCAAAUACGGGAGCAUGCUGAAAGCCAUCCGCCUGGGGCAGAAGAGCUACCUGGACAUCAUUGAGCAGGCCAUUUCAGAAGGGGACACCUUGCUCAUCGAGAACAUUGGUGAGACCGUGGACCCUGUGCUGGACCCUUUGUUGGGCAGGAACACGAUUAAAAAGGGAAAGUUCAUCAAGAUCGGUGACAAGGAAGUGGAGUAUCACCCCAACUUCCGCCUGAUCCUACACACCAAGUACUUCAACCCUCACUACAAGCCAGAGAUGCAGGCCCAGUGCACCCUCAUCAACUUCCUCGUCACCAGGGAUGGACUCGAGGACCAACUCUUGGCCGCCGUGGUGGCCAAAGAGCGCCCAGAUCUUGAGCAGCUCAAGGCCAACCUCACCAAAUCCCAGAAUGAGUUCAAGAUCGUCCUGAAGGAGCUGGAGGACUCCCUGCUGGCCCGGCUCUCCGCUGCGUCCGGGAACUUUCUGGGAGACACGGCCUUGGUGGAGAACCUGGAGACAACCAAACACACAGCAAGCGAGAUCGAGGAGAAGGUUCAAGAGGCAAAAAUCACAGAAAGCAAAAUCAACGAGGCGAGAGAGAACUACCGCCCGGCGGCCGAGCGAGCCUCCCUGCUCUACUUCAUCCUGAAUGACCUCAACAAGAUCGACCCCAUCUACCAGUUCUCGCUCAAGGCCUUCAAUGUGGUGUUCGAGAAGGCAAUCCAGAAGACGCCCCCGGCCGACGAGGUGAAGCAGCGYGUGAUCAACCUGACGGACGAGAUCACCUACUCCGUCUACAUGUACACGGCCCGCGGGCUCUUUGAGCGAGACAAGCUCAUUUUUCUGGCACAAGUGACAUUUCAGGUCUUAUCCAUGAAGAGAGAGCUGAACCCAGUGGAGCUGGACUUCCUGCUGCGGUUCCCCUUCAAGGCAGGGGCCCUCUCGCCGGUGGACUUCCUGCAGCACCAGGGCUGGGGCGGGAUCAAGGCCCUCUCAGAGAUGGACGAGUUCAAAAACCUGGACAAUGACAUCGAAGGGUCCGCCAAGCGGUGGAAGAAGCUGGUGGAGUCGGAGACCCCGGAGAAGGAGGUCUUCCCCAAGGAGUGGAAGAACAAGACGGCGCUGCAGAAGCUGUGCAUGGUGAGGUGCAUGCGGCCCGACCGCAUGACCUACGCCGUCAAGAACUUCGUGGAGGAGAAGAUGGGCAGCAAGUUUGUGGAAGGCCGGAGCGUGGAGUUCUCCAAGUCCUACGAGGAGAGCAGCCCCUCCACUCCCAUCUUCUUCAUCCUCUCCCCAGGCGUGGACCCCCUGAAAGACGUGGAGUCCCUGGGAAAAAAAUUGGGAUUUACCAUAGACAAUGGGAAACUCCAUAAUGUGUCCCUGGGGCAGGGACAAGAGGUGGUGGCUGAGAAUGCUCUGGACGUAGCUGCAGAGAACGGGCACUGGGUCAUCCUGCAGAACAUCCACCUGGUGGCUCGGUGGCUGAGCACCCUGGAUAAGAAGGUGGAGCGCUACAGCACGGGCAGCCACGAGGACUACCGGGUGUUCAUCAGCGCGGAGCCUGCGCCCAGCCCAGAAGCCCACAUCAUCCCCCAGGGCAUCCUGGAAAACGCCAUCAAGAUCACCAACGAGCCGCCCACGGGCAUGUACGCCAACCUGCACAAGGCCCUGGACCUCUUCAACCAGGACACCAUGGAGAUGUGCACCAAAGAGAUCGAAUUCAAGUGCAUCCUCUUUGCCCUGUGCUACUUCCAUGCUGUGGUGGCUGAGAGGCGCAAGUUUGGUGCCCAGGGCUGGAACCGGUCAUACCCCUUCAACAACGGGGACCUCACCAUCUCCAUCAAUGUGCUCUACAAUUACCUGGAGGCCAACGCCAAGGUGCCCUGGGACGACCUCCGCUACCUCUUCGGGGAGAUCAUGUACGGCGGCCACAUCACGGAYGACUGGGAUCGGCGGCUCUGCAGGACCUACCUGGCUGAGUACGUCCGCGGCGAGAUGCUGGAGGGAGAGGUGAUGCUGGCCCCCGGCUUUCAGAUCCCCCCCAACCUGGACUACAAGGGCUACCAUGAAUACAUCGAUGAGAACCUUCCCCCCGAGAGCCCCUACCUGUACGGSCUGCACCCCAAUGCAGAGAUUGGCUUUCUGACGGUCACCUCAGAGAAGCUGUUCCGCACUGUCCUGGAAAUGCAGCCCAAAGAGACAGACUCGGGAGCAGGCACAGGAGUAUCCCGCGAGGAAAAGGUGAAGGCCGUGCUAGAUGACAUCCUCGAGAAGAUUCCAGAGACGUUCAACAUGGCCGAGAUCAUGGCAAAGGCGGCUGAGAAGACCCCCUACGUGGUGGUGGCCUUUCAAGAAUGUGAAAGGAUGAACAUCCUGACCAACGAAAUGCGCCGCUCACUGAAGGAGCUGAACCUGGGGCUGAAGGGGGAACUGACCAUCACCACCGACAUGGAAGACCUGUCCACGGCUCUCUUUUACGACACUGUGCCCGACACGUGGGUGGCCCGGGCCUACCCCUCCAUGAUGGGCCUGGCAGCCUGGUACACGGACUUGCUGCUCCGCAUCAGGGAACUCGAGGCCUGGACGACGGACUUCGUCCUGCCCACCACCGUGUGGCUGGCUGGAUUCUUCAACCCCCAGUCAUUCCUCACGGCCAUCAUGCAGUCCAUGGCCAGGAAGAAUGARUGGCCCCUUGACAAAAUGUGUUUAUCUGUGGAAGUGACCAAGAAAAACCGGGAGGACAUGACUGCUCCCCCCAGAGAGGGCUCCUAUGUGUAUGGACUCUUCAUGGAAGGAGCUCGCUGGGACACCCAGACUGGAGUCAUCGCUGAAGCGCGUCUGAAGGAGCUGACGCCAGCCAUGCCCGUCAUCUUCAUCAAAGCCAUUCCUGUGGACCGCAUGGAGACCAAGAACAUAUAUGAGUGUCCCGUGUACAAGACACGCAUCCGCGGCCCCACCUACGUCUGGACCUUUAACCUCAAGACUAAGGAGAAGGCAGCCAAGUGGAUCCUGGCGGCGGUGGCGCUGCUCCUGCAGGUGUAACUGGCCACUGGUCCUGCGCCACGGCCCCACCCUGAACCAAGUCAACCAGGCAGCAAUCAGAAACACCGCCUUGCAACUGUCACCUGCUCUUUACGGGAAGCAUUGGUUAUUUUCCUCUUACAUAAUCGAGGUGCUUUGUGACUGAGUGCACCUGGACUAGCCCGAGGGGAGGCUGGAGGCUGGAGUGUGAGAGGCGUACAGAUUAAAAGGUCUGCAGUCAUUGGCUGUCUCAUCCCGCCUCGGGCCUGCCAGAGCAGGGUGCAGCUGCGGCAAGGCCCGGCUCACCACAGCCAAGGGCAAGCACCCUACAGACCAACCCCCAAAUACUGACUCCUGGGGAGCGGGGGUUGGAGAGUUGCAAGCAGCCUGGGGCACAGCAGGUGCAGCCUGUGAUGUGAUGAUGUCCACGCACAGCCCCCCAAUAGGUGCGUCAUCAUAAACAGGAGUCCUCUCCUCUCCCAAGGACAAGAGGGGCUCCCCACCCUCCACCCAUGUCCACGCACAGCCCCCCAAUAGGUGCGCCAUCAUAAACAGGAGUCCUCUCCUCUCCCCACCCUCCACCCCAGGACCUAGAAGGGCACGUGGCUGGGGUGCUCCCCUCAGCUUUCUAAAAACCACGGGACACGGUGGGGAGGGACCUCAGGGACCUUAACUGUGAGGUUGUGUCCCUGUAUGUCCUGAGGGGGGAGGGUCAAAGGUGGGGGGAAAGACACUGUCUUUCUGCCGUUCUGCAGGGCAAGUAGGAGGAUGUGCAAAGUCCUCAGGUCCCCUUGUGAGGGGUGCAAAUCCAGGCUGGGGGUGGCUAUUUUGGCCUCUACCCAAUUCCAAGGCCUAGUGAGGACACCCUAAAAACUCCCCUGAGCCAGGAGAGCUAGUCCACAACACACCACCUGGGUGUGCUCCAGCCGCCAGCACCCGUCUGCCCCRAGGGAGUGGGCACAGAGGCGGGUGGCACACAGCCCCAGGAAGCCCGCCCAGGCCAUAGGCAGCUGCAGGCUGCGUCCACUGAGUCCUCCAGCUGGCAGGAAGUCUGCAGGAGUAAGGUCCCCACGGGGCCCUGGGGCCACAUCAAGACAUCCCAGCAACACAGCCAGGCUGACUGGGCAGUGGGGUGCAGAUCAGAGAGAAGAUGACUACUUAGAAACCUGGAAGCCAGGGCAAGCAGGUGUAGAGCCUACAAGGGUAAGAUGGAACCCAGGGGGAGCGUGUCUGUCAGGCAAGCACUCUAGAUAGAAAUGGCGCUCCAUCUUUUUCACAUGCAUAUUCACCCAAACCAUGGGUGAAGAAGUGGUGCAGGAAGUCUGGCUCAAAUCCAGAAGGGAACGCCACCCCUCGGGGCCCAAGGAAGGAAGCAGAGUUGAUGCCAAUGACCCUGGCUGUCGGACACCCACCCCUGCUGGCCAGGAGGGGUGACUGCAGCCGUUCAUAACCAGGCYGCAGGGACAGAAAGAAGACCGCCAAUGGCCUGCCACAGCAGCUCAUCUCCAUUCCCCGGUAAUAACCGCAAAAUGUGAAGUUUUUCCAAUUUUGCCUUUAGAGCCUAAAAUAAAACAGUAAUUUAUUCCACAUGUGCGUAUUGCGGGUAGUUGAGAAAAUCCUCUCCAAACUUUCCAAGAGAUGAUUCACCUUUGGGUUGUCCACCGUGAGGGGAAAGCAUGGUUUGGAAGAGAAACCAGGGGCCUCCAGUCUCUGCCUCUCUGGAGAGCCUUCCCAGUACUCCCAUUAGCAGAGACAGAGGGAGCAGGGGCACAGAGGAACUGCUCAGGCCAGGCUGCCCACGGGGGUGGAGAAACCCUAGGAGAAAACCUAGGCUGAUGGAGAAGGCCUCUCCACACAGAAACCCAGUGCCCCUGCCAUUCCUGCGUCUCCUAGUCUGAGGGCCGCAACACAACCCAGGGCACUGUGGCCAAGGCCCAACUGCUUAAACUGCAGCCAUCCUUGUAGAAGAGUGGUGCUCGGGCCCUGGAGCACCCACCACACAGCCAGAACCCGGGAAAAGUGGUCCUGGUGGCUGCCACCUCUCAGGAGGCCAGCCAGAAGCACGAGGCACAGGGAAGUUCUCCAGUCUGGCUCCCCUAAAGUCGGGCUGCCACUCCUGGCACCUAAAGAGGGCUCAUGCUUUGUGCAAGAUCCUGACAUGCUGAGACUGCGCAGUAAGUUCUAAAACUGGCUCAAGACAAUGGAUGGGGCGGACGGACUUCUAUAAAUACACAGGACAGGUAGAUUCAAAAUGCCCUGCUUGAGAUGACACAAGAUGAGA